This is a messenger RNA of Podospora pseudopauciseta, 1361 nucleotides long. RefSeq lists its product as uncharacterized. Lineage: Eukaryota; Fungi; Ascomycota; Sordariomycetes; Sordariales; Podosporaceae. The record is from RefSeq and is a predicted model, not a curated record. The coding region runs from base 1 to 672 and encodes 223 amino acids. The transcript is spliced from 3 exons.
AUGCCCUUUUUCAAAAGAUACCACUUUUCACACCACCAUCACCACCACAGGUCAUCACCACCCGGAGAUCAAGAAAUGUCAGACUUUCAACACCACCCCGGCCAUUCGAGGAUAAACUCUGGCAAGUCAUCUUCAGCCAGCAGCAACAGCGGCUACGAUCUCGACGACGACGCCAUCACGCCGUGUCCGCUGCUGGAGACAACAACUAGCCAUCAAACACACCGCUCUCACCUCCGUGACCUUCAACCAAUCCACCACCGUCUAUCACCAAAUCAACACAAAUAUGGCAGCCUGAGUCGAACCUCGAGCCAGAAAAGGCCGGCGUCGAGGUCCGAGUCGUGGAGGACCAGCCAGCCUCGGCCAUUCCACGGAUAUGUUGGGGACUACGACGAGGAAGAGGAAGGGUUGGAUACGGAAAUCCUAUGGAAGCAGAUGCUGGCGGUGCAGGACAGGUUCGGGUGCUAUAAUUCAGCGAGAAUGAGGGCGGCUCUGGAAGGGGGCGAUACCUCGAUUCCAUCGAAAAUAUGCCUUGAUCUCAUCAACGACAGCAUAGGUGAGAUGCCCGAAGACGCAAGGCAGAGGAUCGAGUUAUUCCUCGAGAGGGAAGGCAGCGGGGCAAUGGUGAGAAGAGGGAAGUGGAAGAAGUUUUGGCACAGGGUUAUUUAUGUCUGAGUUCUUCAUUGUCAAAUAAACCAAAUCAUGGAAAUACACCAAUCCGACCACCGCCAAGAGCAAUGGAAACCACCUCAUAAUUCUCCCCACCGUGCCCAACAGCAUGAACAACCACCUCCUCCCCAAACGGCCACCCCGACCCCUUCACCCACCUCCUCUCGUCAAUCUCGCUCUCCUCAUCCCCCGUCUCCCGCUCAUCAUACUGCGCAAACAUGCCCUGGUCCCUCUCCCCGCGCAGCAAGCUCUUGGCCUUUUCAAACGCCUCCUUCCGGGGCACACAGCAACCCGCCAGCUCGGUCCGCUGAAACGCGGUGCUGUUCUUGUCCCCUUUGGCAUGUUUGAAAUCCCAUUUUGUCUGCAAGAUGUAAUGCAAAUUGGCAUGUCCACAACAGGUAUCCGUCUCGUGCUGCGGGACCGUCGGGCCGGCGCCCUCUUUCCCUUCUCCGGGGUGGGAGUGAUGAGGCAGCUUGUCCUCGUUGGGCUUGGCCACGACGCCGACGAGGAAUUCCUGUCCCGAGGGGGACAGGGCGUACACCUGAAUGUUGUCGCCGUAGGGCCAUUCCUGAUACGGAUGGAGGCUCGACUGGGUGACAAACUUGGUGAAAUCCGAAGGCGAGUAGUUGAGCGACUCUUUCAGGGCCACCUGGGCCCAGGCUUUUGCGGAGUCCAGAUCGGUGUGGGUUCCCAGG